AUGUAUGAACGCCACAAGAGGCGAUACAGCCUGUGCGACAUCUCCAAGGUGGACAGGACUGUAGAUGUGGUGUUGUUAAAGAUAAACCGUGAAAGCUGGUGUUCGCUGGAGCCAUGUCCCAAUUCUUCCCUGCUGGAACGCAAGCGGACGCCGGAGUCUCCAGAAUGUGAGAACUUCUUGGAGGAUGGGCUGAGCAGCGUCUGUGCCUCGUCACAGGGCGUCCUUAAAAGAGAGUCCGGGAGCGAGUCUGACCUCUUCCCCUUGCCCGGUGAUGGGAUGGAAGACCUUGUCUUCGGAAAGCCUGAAGAGGAGCAGUCUGUGUGUGAUGUCACCAGCUCCAGUUCCUCUGCGGAUGACACCAUGUCCCUGGAGAGGAACUCAUCUCUGGGCAGCGACACGUUCCUUCCCUUCCCGCCAAUGGUGAACUUUGGCCAGCCCAAGGACAGGCACAGCCUGGAUGGCAGCUGCACCAGCAUGGUGGCUGCCGAGGGUGGAGAGAAGGAAGAGGAGCUGGACAGCAUCACGGAUGUGCCCGCUCAUUCCUCCGUCUUACGAAACUCCAUGCGGCCGCUGUCACCGUUCCGUCGACACAGUUGGGGGCCAGGGAAGAACGCCACCAACGAAGCAGAAAUCAAUCAGAGGAGUUACAGCCUAGAAGGCCUUGCUGGAGAGUCUGGUGAGAACAAGAAGCCCUCUACAAACUUGGAGGCUUCUUCUCUGAGCUCCAAAGACCUCAGACGGAGUCCGCUUACCAGCAGUCAGUGUGGGUCCCUGGCCUUGCUCACUGAAGAACUCAAACACGGGGAAAUCAGAGACUACAAUCACCAGAUGCAUCAAACAUCGCAGCCGCAAGGAUUUAAUUUCUGUUCUUCCUCUGUUGCAUCUCCACUGACCAAAUCUAUGUCUCUAAUGUCAAUUAGUAAACCAGUGCUGGACAGUACACAGGCGUUCAGCGGCCCCGCGGGUUCCUCGGUUCAGAGUAUAUCUGAAGAGAGCAGCAGUGUCCCCACUGGUAAAGGUGCAACAAAAGUCAGUCGCACCUUCAGCUACCUCAGGAAUAAAAUGUCCAGCAGCAAGAAGAGCAAGGAAAAAGAGAAAGAUAAGGAGAAGACUAAAGAGAAGGACAAAGAAUGCAAGGAGAAGGAAAAGGAUAAGAAGCUGUUAAACGGACAUCUCUUCAGUGCGACCUCCGUUGUAGCCCAAGCAACCUGUUACCACUGUAUGAAACCUUUCAACAAGGAUUCGUACUACUGUGCAAACUGCAGUGCAAUUGUUCACAAAGGCUGUAAGGAGAGUUUUGCUUCUUGUGCAAAGGUCAAAAUGAAGCCACAGAAAGGGAUGUUGCAGGCACAUGAUACCUCUUCGUUACCCACAGUGACCAUGAGAAACAAAACCUCACAACCGAAGGAGCGCCCUCGCUCUGCAAUACUUGCGCCUGAUGAAAGCACCGUAACCUCAAUAUUCAAUAACAGGAGAUCCCAACAGACUACAGUACUUUCAAAAAGUGUCUCAAUACAGAACAUUGCUGGAGUUGGGAACGAUGACAGCUUGAUACACACUUGGAAAUUCCUGUCGCAGUCAACAGACUCCUUACAUAAAAUCAGCCGGGUGAAUGAAUCCAUGGAAUCACUGGUUGAUGAAGGUGCGGACAUGAAUGAAGGACAGCUGAUGGGAGACCUGGAAUUAGAUUCCAAGCAGCUGGAGGCAGAGUCCUGGAGCCAAGUAGUGGACAGCACGUUCCUACAGCAGCAAAACAAAGAUGUUGUCAAACGGCAAGAUGUCAUUUAUGAGCUGAUGCAGACGGAAAUGCAUCAUGUCCACACCCUGAAGAUCAUGAACGAUGUAUACAGUGCAGGGAUGUUAAAGGAACUGCAAUAUGAUCAACAAGUCGUGGACAAGAUCUUUCCCUGCCUGGAAAACUUGCUGCACAUCCACAGUCACUUCUUCCAGAGGAUUCUGGAAAGGAAGAAGGAGUCAUUGGCAGACAAAAGUGAAAAGAACUUUGUUAUCAAGAGGAUAGGUGACAUCCUGGUGAAUCAAGUAAGCACUGGAAAAUGCUUGCACUUUUGAGAGGUAAAUGGCAAAUUCUGCGGACAUCACAAUGAGGCAGUAAAUAACUUCAAAGAUCUGUACUCGAAGGACAAGCGCUUCCAGGCAUUUGUCAAGAAAAAAAUGAGCAGCUCCCUGGUGAGACGUCUUGGGAUUUCUGAAUGUAUCUUGUUGGUAACACAGAGAAUCACAAAGUACCCGGUUCUUUUACAAAGGAUACUGCAGUACACCAAAGAAAAUGAAGUGGAACAUGAAGACUUGACUCAGUCAUUAAACCUCGUUAAAGAUGUAAUUGCUGCAGUGAAUAGCAAAGUCAGCAAUUAUGAAAAGAAAAUGCGUCUUGGUGAGAUUUACAACCGGACGGAUAGCAAGUCCAUCAUGAGGAUGAAGAGUGGCCAGAUGUUUGCAAGAGAGGACUUGAGGCAUCGGAAGCUCAUCCGAGAUGGGCCUGUUUCACUAAAAAAUGCAGCUGGACGGUUAAAAGAAGUCCAGGCUGUUCUCCUCUCUGACAUGCUCGUAUUCCUUCAGGAAAAGGACCAGAAGUAUGUCUUUGCCUCACUGGACCAGAAAUCCACUGUGAUCUCUCUGAAGAAGUUAAUCGUACGAGAAGUGGCUCAUGAAGAGAAGGGUUUGUUCCUGAUCAGUAUGGGUGUAAAAGAUCCUGAAAUGGUGGAAGUCCAUGCCAGCUCCAAAGAAGAGCGCAACGGCUGGAUACAGAUCAUUCAAGACACAAUGAACACCAUGGACAAGGAUGAAGACGAAGGAGUCCCUUGUGAGUCUGAGUUUGAAAAGAAAGUGUCGGAUGCGAAAAUGAGAGCGCUGAAAGAACAACUUCAGCAGAAGGAUAAGCAGAUCCUCCUCUUGCUGGAGGAGAAGGCUAAGAUCUUCCGGGACAUGGGAGACAGCUCUGUGCAAGAGGACAUGCCAAUUUCCAGGCUGCUGUUCAGAGCCAACACGGAAGAGGCACCAAAAGGAGAGGCCAUUAUGAAAACUGCAAUAAAUGAAAUUGAACUGCUGCAAGACCUGGUGAACGGGAGCCUGGGCACUGCCCUCGGGCAGCAGGUCAGCUCCACUGGCAUGGAACAAGAAGGAGGAGUUGGCCCCAUCUCUCUCCCUAGAAGGGCAGAAACUUUUGGAGGAUUUGACAGUCAUCAGAUGAGCGUCUCCAAGAGUGGAGCGAAAGAUGAAGGCGAUGAUGCUCAGGACCUUCGGAGAACAGAGUCGGACAGCAUUUUAAAGAAGGGUGGAAAUGCUAAUCUGAUGUUCAUGUUGAAAAGGAAUAACGAGCAGGUCCUCCAAACCAUUACCAGCCUCCGUAAGCUGCUCAGUGCUUUGCAGGGUGUCGUGCUGCAGCAGGACACCUACAUCGAGGACCAGAAGCUGGCUCUGAGCGAGAGGGCUCUGAACCGAGGCUUCUUCCGGCCAACGUCGCUGCUGGAGCAGGAGAAGCAGCGCAACCUGGAGAAGCAACGCCAGGAGUUGGCCAACCUGAAGAAGCAGCAGACACAGCACCAGGACGAGAGACGGAGGAGAGAGAAGGAGUGGGAAGUCCGGGAGAAGGAGCUGGCGGAGCAGGAGGCCCUUGUGGCCCAGCGAGAGGAGCAGGUCCGGAAAGGAUGGCAGGAUCUCGAGCGGGAGCGAGAGGAGCUGCAGGUGAAGAAGGCCUCCUACCAGCUCGACCUGGAGAGGCUUCGCAUGGCGCAAAAGCAGCUGGAGAGGGAGAAGGCUCAGUUGAAGCAAGACGUGGAGCGAUUAGCUCAAAUGCGGCAGGAGCCUGACCACAACCAGGUUUCAAAUCUACAUGAGAAACUUGCAAGAGUCUCCUCCCAGUCCAGCAUCGAUGACUCCUCCAAACAGAAGAGCCCUUCCCUUCCUAAACAAGGGCACUUUGAUGCGGAACUGUCUGUCUCCCCUAAAAGGAACAGUCUUUCAAGGACACACAAAGAGAAAAGCACUUUCCAUUUGCUUAGCACAACAAACCAGACUAACAAGGCAGCUGAGGAACAACCACAGAUGCCUACCCGCCUCUUCAGUUUAGCCAAACCAAAGGAGAAGAAGGAAAAGAAGAAGAAGGGCAGGGGACAUCGCUCCCAACAAUCUGAUUCUCACUCAUCAGAAGCACCUCCAGAGGGUGAGGAGAUCUUCUGCUGAGCACAGACGGUUCCAUCGGUCACUCUCAGCAUUGGUACAGUGGACAUCUCCCUACCCACUCCACAGCACGCUGCUGGUGCCUGCAUCUGACAAGCAUCUGGAGGUUUAAAUAAAACAUGUUAUGAAGUCUGUUAAGUGGUGGGAAGGGGCCUCUCUCCUGUGGUUUUCCGUGAAUUCUCGCCACAGAGGCUGACUGCACGGCAAAUAUGCCAUCGCUCUGUGCAAACCUUGGGUUAAACGGAUUGGGAUGGAUGUUUUCUGUCUCCUCUUACUGCUAAAGGAUGAGAGAACAUAGCCUUAAGGGGUCUGUGCCUUCAAAUUCCCCUUUUCUGGGGAACUUAACCAAAACCAAGCAUUUAGCAAAAGAUUAGGACUCUACAAAUGGUGCGUACACACUGGCAUAUAUAGAUAUAAUGUAUAUAUACAUAUAUGUAUCUAUGUAUCCACUGGGAUAUGCUUACAGUCUGUACAGCCAAGCUUAGCUCGGCCCAUGGGGAUAGACGACACCUGAUGACUGUCAGGGAGCGUGUAGAUAUUAAAUAUCUUGCCCUUACUGCUCCAGUUGUAACGCCGUGGACUCGCACGGCCCUGCUGUGCUCAUGGCGU
Molecule: messenger RNA, 4806 nt
Organism: Opisthocomus hoazin
Lineage: Eukaryota; Metazoa; Chordata; Aves; Opisthocomiformes; Opisthocomidae
Source: RefSeq, a predicted model, not a curated record